AUUGUAUAACGCCAUAUCCGCUAGGAACGUAGCUUGUUAGCUUACAGCGUCUGAGUACACGUGUUAUUAAAUUAUAUAAUAGCCCAGUUUUAUUUACAAGUGAUUAAAAUUGUUACAUUAGGAAUAAGUAUCUUGAACUUAAUAUAAAGCGUCAUAGAUCAUGGUGGGAUCACGUGUCUAUGUUGGCGGUCUGCCCUUUGGUGUACGGGAAAGAGAUUUAGAAAAAUUCUUUAAAGGAUUUGGAAGGAUCAAAGACAUUCUUAUCAAGAACGGUUAUGGAUUUGUGGAAUUUGAAGAUUAUAGAGAUGCAGAUGAUGCUGUCUAUGAAUUAAAUGGAAAAGAACUCCUAGGAGAAAGGGUGGUGGUGGAGCCGGCGAGGGGCAUCGACCGCAGCGCAGACCGCUACCGUCGCGACCGCUACUACGAACGAGACCGCGGCCGGUCGCGAUACGAUGACUACAAUUACAGAUACGGCCCGCCGACGCGCACGGAGUAUCGACUUAUCGUCGAAAAUCUGUCUAGCCGCAUUAGCUGGCAGGACUUGAAGGAUUAUAUGCGCCAAGCCGGCGAAGUAACUUACGCAGAUGCGCAUAAGCAACACAGAAAUGAAGGCGUGGUCGAGUUCGCGACUCACUCCGACAUGCGCGCGGCAAUGGAGAAGUUGGACGGCACGGAACUGAAUGGGCGUCGCGUCCGGCUCGUGGAGGACCGACGCUCGUCGCGCCGCCGCACGCGCUCGUCGUCCAGCCGCUCGCGCUCGCGCAGUCGGGAGAGACGCCGCUCCAGUAGAUCUCGUUCCCGCCGAUCGUCCCGCUCGCGCUCCAAGUCUCGCCCGAAGAGCAAGAGUCCCGAAGCCAAGUCCCGGUCGAGAUCCAGAUCUAAGUGUGUUAUUUCAUGUGCUGAGCAAAAUUUAAAAUCGGAUCGCAGCCGUUCGAGAUCAGCUUCCCGUAAGUCCGAGCGUCGGUCAGAGUCCCGCCAGUCCCGCGAACGCUCCGUCUCCCACAAAUCACCCGACCGCAACGGAAGAACGUCGCCGUCCCGCUCAAAGUCAAAGUCAAAGUCCAAGUCCAAGUCCCGCUCGCCGAAACAUGACUCCAAGGAGAGAUCUCGCUCCCGCAGCAAGGACGCAGCUUCACCGAAACGUGAGGAGGAACGCCGCGAAAGCAAGUCCCGCUCUCGCUCUCGAUCUCGGUCGGCGUCCCGCGAGCGCUCCAUGUCCCGCGACCGGUCCCGCUCGGCCUCCCCGCGACCGAAUGGUGACGCGCCCGAAGAACGUGCCAGCGCUGAACGCUCUCCGCGCAGCGGCGAAUAAGACUAGAUUUAAGACUUCUAAUUAUAUUUCAUACAUAUGUGUAGUUUGUGAUCUCGUGACUUAAUUUCCUUUUCGACGGUCCUUUUGAUGGCUUCGGUCCUAAAUUGAACGGUGACGCGUUGUCCUCGCGAUUUGAUCUAAAUAAUGUUUUUAUAAAAGGUCACGGAUAGAUUAUGGAAAUGUCAUUGUGGGCUAGUGAAUGUUGUUGUAAAAUGCACAUUGUAGGCAGUAAGUGAUUGAGAAAUAUUUAAUUUACUGAUAUUUUACUGCUUAUAAAUACUUUAAAAUAUCCUAAUUUAGUUUUUAAUUUUAUGAGAUGUGCAAUUCUAAUUCCUAAACAGUAAAGUUUGUGAAUGAGGAGAUAUUUUAAUAAGUGAUUUUAAUUAAAAUCUUUCUAAAAUUGACAAAUUGCUACUGAGAAAUAGUACAUUUAUUUGCCUUUUAUAUAGGUAAUUAAAAUUAAUUGUCAUUGACAACCUUAUUAAAAUAGGUUAAGGUAUUUUGUAAAUACUGUAUUGUUUAUAAGGCACCAAAAAAUAAAUAAGGUUUUAA
Nymphalis io (European peacock) is the source of this 1864-nucleotide messenger RNA. It is a transcript of the gene B52, whose product is annotated as serine-arginine protein 55. The transcript has 11 exons. Gene Ontology annotation, biological process: alternative mRNA splicing, via spliceosome; mRNA splice site recognition. Gene Ontology annotation, cellular component: nucleus; ribonucleoprotein complex; cytoplasm. Lineage: Eukaryota; Metazoa; Arthropoda; Insecta; Lepidoptera; Nymphalidae. Bases 161 to 1312 code for a protein of 383 amino acids. The record is from RefSeq and is a predicted model, not a curated record. Gene Ontology annotation, molecular function: mRNA binding.